AUGGCUUCUCCUCCUCCAAUAGACUUCGACAAGAUCAGAGAGAACUCAGAUGGGUCUCUUGGGUCCAUGAUAAAGCUGGGCUUCACAGAAGUGAUUCUGAAUAACCCCUACUUCGCAGCUGGUGGUGGUCUAAUGGUAUUAGGAACAGGUUUGGCGCUUGCCCGUCAGGGUAUUGUCAAGAGUUCGGGCUUCAUCUAUCGUCAGUUGCUUGUAGACCUAGAGAUUCCUUCUAAGGACAAGUCGUACCUCUGGUUUCUCGAAUGGAUGUCUCAGUAUAAACACAGAACGCUGCGUCACUUAUCUGUGGAAACUAACUUCGUUCAGCACGAUAACGGUUCUGUUUCGACUCGGUUCUCUUUGGUUCCUGGUCCAGGUAAGCAUUUAAUCAAGUACAAAGGUGCCUACAUGUUGGUUAAUCGUGAAAGGUCUGGAAAGUUGCUUGAUAUGACCAGUGGAACACCGUUUGAAACAGUGACCUUAACCACAUUGUACAGCGACAGAAAGUUGUUCAGCGAUUUGUUAGGUGAGGCCAAGCAGCUAGCUUUGAAAGCUAGAGAGGGCAAGACUGUUUUAUACACUUCGUGGGGUCCAGAAUGGCGGCCCUUCGGUCAGCCUAGAAAGAAAAGAAUGAUCGGAUCGGUUAUUCUCGACAAAAGCAUUGCCGAAGGCAUCAUUUCAGACGUCAAAGAUUUCUUGGACAGUGGAGAAUGGUACCAUAAACGAGGCAUACCCUACAGAAGAGGUUAUUUGUUGUACGGACCACCUGGAAGUGGUAAGACUUCUUUUAUUCAGGCUUUGGCUGGAGAGUUAGACUACAAUAUCUGCAUUUUGAAUUUGUCGGAAAGCAACUUGACCGACGACCGGUUGAACCACUUGAUGAACCACAUUCCAGAAAGAUCUAUAUUGUUACUUGAAGAUAUCGAUGCUGCCUUCAACAAAAGAGCUCAGACGGAAGACAAGGGCUACACUUCAGGGGUUACCUUUUCAGGUUUGUUAAAUGCGCUAGAUGGAGUUGCUAGUGCGGAAGAAUGCAUUACCUUCAUGACAACUAAUCAUCCCGAAAAGCUUGACCCAGCCCUCAUGCGUCCUGGCAGAGUCGAUUAUAAGGUUCUAGUGGACAAUGCUACUGAAUACCAGGUCAGACAGAUGUUCUUACGAUUCUACGAAAACGAGAACGAGCUCUGUGAAGUGUUCAUGAACAAAUACAGACACCUCCAAUUGACAAAGGUCAGCACAGCUCAACUACAGGGAUUGUUUGUCUACAAUAAAAGCAACCCACAGCUGGCCAUUGACAUGAUCGAGACAUUGCAGAACCCAAAUACCGUGUUCUAG
Molecule: messenger RNA, 1332 nt
Organism: Scheffersomyces stipitis CBS 6054
Lineage: Eukaryota; Fungi; Ascomycota; Pichiomycetes; Serinales; Debaryomycetaceae
Product: bifunctional AAA family ATPase chaperone/translocase
Exons: 1
Coding region: 1-1332 (443 amino acids)
Biological process (GO): protein insertion into mitochondrial inner membrane from matrix; mitochondrial respiratory chain complex III assembly
Cellular component (GO): mitochondrial inner membrane
Molecular function (GO): ATP binding; ATP hydrolysis activity
Source: RefSeq, a predicted model, not a curated record